Messenger RNA from Planococcus citri (citrus mealybug), 1479 nucleotides. RefSeq lists its product as uncharacterized. The record is from RefSeq and is a predicted model, not a curated record. The transcript is spliced from 4 exons. Lineage: Eukaryota; Metazoa; Arthropoda; Insecta; Hemiptera; Pseudococcidae. The coding region runs from base 289 to 1479 and encodes 396 amino acids.
UGGUCGAGUUUUAUUAUUUUUUUCUACUCGUUGUUAUUCUGAUUUCUCGGUAGUAAAAAUACAUUUCAUUUUCAAAAGUCAGAAGUCGAAGUAAAGGUGCGAGAAAACAGGAAUAUUCUAUUUCGAGAUUGUUUAUUUUUUCAAUUUUUUUUUCAAAUUAUUCCUUCAGGGUGAAUCACUUUAUAAGUUCGUACUCAACUGAUACACUCAUCAAUUCGUCACAUGCUCGUCUAAGAAUCACCUCCACUCAAAAACCAUCUACUUAUUCCACACACACCACUUCAAAAAAUGAACCUCCUCACCGAAUUCCACCGCAUAACCAAACAAAUCCGGGGCAAAGAGAAUAUGUUCGGUUACGAAACAACAACAGCCAAUCAACUCUACCUAUUAUACUGCAUUUGCGGCAAAAUAUACUUCACUGAUAAAAUCCAUUCUCAAAUGAAGUACUUCUGGUUCUUCUUGAACCUGAGCGGAAUCCUGGUAGCUUACAGCAUCGGUUUAGUUUGCUUUUUCUACGAUACUAAACAAGACGUUCGAAUGCAGCUCGAGAUAAUGAAUGCCGUAGGAAUCUCUACAGAUCUAGGUAUCUUUUUCCCAGUGAUCGUGUAUUACUAUAGGGAAGGAAUCGAGGCAAUGAUCAGCGGAAUCGACCAAGUGCUAAAAUCCAAACCGAAAUCCCUCCAGCAGCACGAACCUCGAGACAGGAUUAACGCCAAGACCAUGAUAGUGACAAAUUUCAGUAUCGUACUGGCGAUGGACCUCAUCUACUUGUUUAUUUGCCACUUGGACUUGAUGUUUUUCUACGAGGAAUCGAAAGUGAAAAACUUCAUGUACUAUACGCUUCCGUUACCAAAUAUAGACGAACACGGCAGCAAGAAACUACUCUACGCUAAUUUCUUGAUGUUUAUGUUUUUCUCGCCGUUAUUUUGGUUCCAGUGGAUUGCCGGAGUUAGUAUGAUAUCGUUGUGGGGUGCCACUUGCCACAACGAGUUGAUUUUCGUCAGAGAUCAAUUCGAUCACAAGAUGGAUAUAUUGAACGAUCCCAUUAGCAAAAAGUACAAUCAGAAUCUCUCAGGUUGGAAUAGAGUUUACAAGAAGAUCUUGGUCAAGGAUGUGCAUGAUUUCAAUAGGAUUGCCAAGGUGAUCAAUCAUUUUCGAGGAUUUGUCGAAUUGUUUUGUUCGAUUUCCAUACCGGUUGAUUUUCUGGUUCAAGUGGCUCAACUUUACGUCACAAUUUCGGUAGAUGCUGUAUCGUUUUCAAUUUACUGCUCACCUUGGUACUGGUCGACUGCAGUUCGCAAAGAUGUGCAUAUAUUUUUAAAUCAGACCCGAAGGACGAAGAAUUUAUUCAUGAUCAAGGUGUACCCGCUGCUGCUCAGUAAUUUUGCUCGUUUCGCUCAUACGAUAUUGUCUUGCGUGAAUAUAUUACGCAGACUUACAGUGAAAUCGAAAUCUCCAUCUCUUUAUCGUACAAUGUAA